This is a messenger RNA of Parnassius mnemosyne (clouded apollo), 918 nucleotides long. The record is from the annotation of a GenBank genome assembly. NCBI's taxonomy places the organism in Eukaryota, Metazoa, Arthropoda, Insecta, Lepidoptera, Papilionidae.
AUGGUCCAAUUAAAACAAGUGUCUUAUCGAUUAAAAUCAAUAAGGAAUAUUCAGAAGAUUACUAAGACUAUGAAGAUGGUUUCAGCAAGCAAGUUCACUAAAGCAGAACGAGAAUUAAAAUCGGCCCGAGCAUUCGGCUAUGGCCCACGUAAGUUUUACGUUUCGAGUCAUUUACAAAAGGACGCACUCGAUGACGAAGAAAAGCGUGACAAAAAAACCAAAGAUGAUGCCUCACCACCGCAACCUGCUGAAGAUAAAAAGCAGGGCGAUGAACCGAAGAGUAAAAUUCGGAGGAUCUAUAUCGCUAUGACUUCAGAUAGAGGUCUGUGCGGCGGCGUUCAUACUGGUGUGGCGCGCCGAAUUCGACGCACAUUAACGGAUCGCAAUGCGGAAGCCCAAACCCACAAGUUGGUCUGUAUCGGCGACAAAGCACGGUCGAUGCUCAGGUCAGCCUACUCCGAUCAUAUGCUACUGUCUGUUAAACAGAUUGGUCGCGUAAGUCCAAUAUUCAAGGAUGCUUCUACUGUAGCUAAUGCUAUUGCCGAAUCCGGGUUUCCUUACGACAUGGCUGAAAUCUAUUACAACAAGUACCAUAGCCCCGUUAAGUACGAAAUAUCUACCUUACCUGUCUUCAACAAGUACAGUAUCGAGAUGGCGCCAAACAUGCAUGCCUUCGACGAUAUAGAAGAAGACCAGCUCGAAAGUUACGCUGAAUGGACGCUUGCAGCAUUGCUAUAUUACGCACUAAAGCAGUCGGCCGCCUCCGAGCAGUCGGCCAGAAUGUCAGCUAUGGACAAUGCCACGAAAAACGCGGCCGACAUGAUCAGGGAUCUGUCGCUGCUGUACAACAGGACCCGGCAGGCUGUCAUUACCAGAGAGCUCAUCGAAAUUAUAUCGGGCGCUUCCGCUUUGAAAUAA